AUGCUCUAUCUGCAGCCUCCACCACUGCCGCAGCCUCCACCACUGCCGCAGCCUCCACCUCUACCACAGCCUUUAUCCACCUCUACUGCAGCUUCACACACCGGCCCCACCCUCAACAGCCUCCACCUCCUUCAACCUCCACCCACUCAUCAACCUCCACCACUCCAACAGCCUCCACCGCUCCAACAGCCUCCACCACUCCAACAGCCUCCACCGCUCCAACAGUCUUCACCACUCAACAGCCUCCACCACUCCAUCAACCUCCACCCUCAACAGCCUCCACCUCAUUCAGCCUCCACCACUCCAUCAACCUCCACCCCUCCAACAGCCUCCACCUCCUUCAGCCUCCACCACUCCAUCAACCUCCACCACUCCAACAGCCUCCCACCGCUCAACAGCUCCACCACUCCAACAGCCGCCACCGCUCCAGCAGCCUCCACCACUCAGCAGCCACCACACCGGCCCCACCCCUCCAACAGCCUCCACCCCUUCAGCCUCCACCACUCCAUCAACCUCCACCACUCCAUCAACCUCCACCACUCCAACAGCCUCCACCGCUCCAACACCUCCACCACUCCAACAGCCUCCACCACUCCAACAGCCUCCACCACUCCAACAGCCUCCCACUCCAACGGCCUCCACCACUCCAACAGCCUCCACCACUCCAACAGCCUCCCCCUCCAACAGCCUCCACCCUCCAACGGCCUCCCACCACUCAACGGCCUCCACCACUCCAACAGCUCCACCACUCCAACAGCCUCCACCACUCCAACAGCCUCCACCCUCCAACAGCCUCCACCCUCCAACAGCCUCCACCACUCCAACAGCCUCCACCACUCAACAGCCUCCACCACUCCAACAGCCUCCACCACUCCAACAGACUCCACCACUCCAACAGCCUCCACCUCCAACAGCCUCCACCCUUCCCGUAAAUCAUGA
Homarus americanus (American lobster) is the source of this 939-nucleotide messenger RNA. Its product is annotated as formin-like protein 14. The record is from RefSeq and is a predicted model, not a curated record. The transcript is spliced from 2 exons. NCBI's taxonomy places the organism in Eukaryota, Metazoa, Arthropoda, Malacostraca, Decapoda, Nephropidae. Bases 1 to 939 code for a protein of 312 amino acids.